AUGUCUGCCGACUUGGAUCCGGCGAGUGUCAACCUAGACACCGCAGACCCAGCACAGAUCAUCUGUUACCUGAACAAAGGCGGUAACGACUACAACGGCCAACUCGGCGCACGUGUCUCCGCCAUCUUCGUAAUCCUCCUCGUCUCCUCCGCCGCCACCUUCUUCCCCGUCCUUGCAGCAAGGGUGAAAUGGCUUAGGGUAAACAUCUACGUAUACCUCUUUGCGCGAUACUUCGGGGCCGGAGUAAUAGUUGCAACAGCCUUCAUCCAUCUCCUCGACCCAGCAUACUCUGAAAUCGGCCCCCAGACAUGCGUAGGCAUGACAGGCCACUGGGCAGACUACGCCUGGUGCCCCGCCAUAGUCCUAACAUCCAUCAUGCUGAUCUUCCUGCUCGACUUCGGCGCCGAGCGCUGGGUGGAGUCGAAAUACGGCUUUUCGCACAGUGAGAGCAUCGAGGAUAUCAUUACCGACAAGCCCGGCCCCAAACACAGCCGCUCGCUUACGCAUCACCAGCUGCAUUCUGGGGAUCAGGAUGAGAAUAUGCAUGAUGCUAUUGCGGCGGCUCAGGACGCGAGGCAUGUGCCGUUGGGUAAGAAUGAUGGAUCUGGAUCUGGGUCUGGGUCUGGGUCUGGAACUUCGGAUUUAGAGGAUCAAAGACUGUCUGUGGUGGAGCAGGAAGAGCAGUCUUUUAGACAGCAGAUCGCAGCAUUUCUAAUCCUGGAAUUCGGCGUCAUCUUCCAUAGCGUAAUCAUCGGGUUGAAUCUCGGGACCACGGGCGCCGAAUUCGCUACUCUGUACCCGGUGCUUGUCUUCCACCAGUCCUUUGAGGGUCUAGGCAUCGGUGCGAGGAUGUCUGCUAUUCCGUUCCCCAAGAGGCUGGGCUGGCUGCCGUGGUUUCUGUGUGCGGGGUAUGGCCUUACGACGCCGGUUGCCAUUGCGAUUGGGUUGGGACUGAGGAAUACUUAUGAUGCGGGGAGCACGACGGCGAAUAUUGUGUCUGGUGUGCUUGAUGCGACGAGUGCGGGGAUUUUGAUAUACACGGGGUUGGUGGAGUUGCUGGCGAGAGAUUUCUUGUUCAAUCCUGAGUUGACGAGGGAUUCGAGGAGACUGGUGUUCAUGGUGGUCUGUUUGUAUCUUGGGGGUGGCUAUAAUGGCAUUGUUGGGGAAGUGGGCGUAGAGAGGUAA
Lachnellula hyalina is the source of this 1185-nucleotide messenger RNA. It is a transcript of the gene ZRT1, whose product is annotated as Zinc-regulated transporter. Gene Ontology annotation, cellular component: plasma membrane. Gene Ontology annotation, molecular function: high-affinity zinc transmembrane transporter activity. The transcript has 2 exons. The coding region runs from base 1 to 1185 and encodes 394 amino acids. The record is from RefSeq and is a predicted model, not a curated record. Gene Ontology annotation, biological process: zinc ion import across plasma membrane. Lineage: Eukaryota; Fungi; Ascomycota; Leotiomycetes; Helotiales; Lachnaceae.